Castor canadensis (American beaver) is the source of this 3279-nucleotide messenger RNA. RefSeq names its product patched domain containing 3 (gene Ptchd3). The record is from RefSeq and is a predicted model, not a curated record. Gene Ontology annotation, cellular component: membrane. Lineage: Eukaryota; Metazoa; Chordata; Mammalia; Rodentia; Castoridae.
AUGGAUAUGGCCCAGUGCAGCAGAUAUGACAUGGUGAGAGCUUGGACCACUUGUCCAGGGGAGAAAGGAGUCUCUGGAAAGGAGCUGGUGACUGAGAACGAGUCUGUUCUCCUCAGUAAUACCAUGUCAGUCAGGAUUCUUGGCUGCUCACUUACCCUUGAUGCCAGCAACAUCAAGAAGCUUCAAGCCACGCGCUGUGGCCGUUGGGUCAGCAUCCGGGCACCUGGCGCGAGCACAGAACUCAGAGCGCUCCUGGGCUGCUGGGCGAGCUCCCCGGAGACGGUUGGGAUAGCUCCUCGGAGACCUGUUGGGGCAACUCCCGGGAAACCUUUGAGACAACUUGGAGACCUGGGGGGCAACUCUCCCGAAGACCUUGAACUGGCAGCAGGCGGUUCAACGCAGAGGCUGCUUGCGCACCUGCUGUCCCGCGCGCUCAGGGAGAUGAGCGAGGAGCCCUCGAAGGAGGCAGAGUCCGAGGCCCAGGAGCGGGCCAAGCCGGCCCAGUCGGUGUCCGCAGCCUUCCUGACGCCCGAGGCCGUGACCACGGACGAGGCUCAGCGGGAAGCAGGCCCCAAGGAGGAGUCCAGCCGCGAGAGGGUGUUGGAGUCCCAGGCCGCGAGACGCGGGUCGGGGUCCGAGGCGGAGCAGGAGCCGGCGUCGGAUCCUGGGCCGCAGCCGCAUCCUAGCUGGGCCUCCGGGCCGCCGGUGGAGCGGCCGCGGCCUGUGGGGCAGGAGGCGCCCGCCGCGUCCCCGGAGCCGCCGCGCCGCUGCCACACCGACUGCCUGGAGGCACCGCUCUCCCGCGUCUUCGGCCGGCUGGGUAGAAUUGUGGGCUCCUACCCUUGGGCCUUCCUGCUGGUGCCCGUGAUGCUGACGGCUGCUCUGGGCACCGGCUUCAUCUACCUGCCCAAGGAGAAAGAAAACCUGGAGGAGCAGUACACGCCGAUCGGGAGUCCAGCCAAGGCCGAGCGGCGCUUUGUGCAGGCCCACUUCAGCACCAAUGACUCGUACCGCUUCUCCGCCUCCAGAAUGAGCACUGAGGCCAACUUCGCCUCACUUCUGGUGGUCUGCAACACCCCCUCGCUGCUGGAAGGAGAAGUCUUUGCAGAAAUUAGUAGGUUGGACCAAGCUGUGCAGAAUCUGAAAGUGACCCUGGAGAACGGAACCCAGAUCCUCUACCGUGAGGCGUGUGCCAAGUACAAGGCAUUUUGUGUGCCCCCUAACCCACUGUUGUUUGCCUGGCAGCACAACAGAACAAUGGACCUAGGAAAGCUGACCUUCCCCAUCUUCCACCUCUUGGGCCACCCAGUCUCCCUGGCUAACUUCUUAGGAGGAAAUGUCUUGGGCGAGAGGGUGGGAAAGAACCACUUCCUCCUGCAGUCCAAAGCCAUGCGGCUGCUGUACUUCCUCAAGACGGAGCAACCAGAGGAAAGCGAGCAGAGCAAGGAGUGGCUCAUCCACUUUUUGGAGCAGUUUAACAACAUUAAGGACCGUUUGGCUUUGGAGAAGAUUAAGGUUGUCCACUUCACAUCACUUUCUAGACAAAUGGAAUUUGAGUCAACUUCUAUGACGGUGAUUCCUUUGUUUCACUUGGCAUAUAUUCUAAUCAUACUGUUUGCAAUCGUAUCAUGCUUUAGGUUGGACUGUAUACGAAACAAAAUGUGGGUUGCAGUCAUUGGAGUGUUUUCUGUUGCCAUGGCAGUAGUGAGUGGUUUUGGCCUGCUGUUGCAUGUUGGGGUGCCAUUUGUGAUCAUAGUUGCAAAUUCACCAUUUCUUAUUUUAGGUGUUGGGGUUGACGACAUGUUCAUCAUGAUUUCUGCCUGGCAGAAGACCAGCCUCCUGGACAGCACAAGAGACCGGCUGUCCAAUGUCUAUUCAAAGGUGGCAGUGUCCAUUACAAUCACCACCAUCACCAAUGUACUUGCCUUCUAUACAGGGAUCAUGAGCUCUUUCAGGUCUGUACAAUAUUUUUGCAUCUAUACAGGAACAACCCUGUUAUUUUGUUAUUUUUAUAGCAUCACCUGUUUUGGAGCAAUUAUGGCCCUGGAUGGUAAAAGAGAAAUAAACUGCCUAAACUGGGUGAAAAGGCCAGACCCCAAGUAUGCCUCAUUAAAAAGGACCUGCUGUUUUCCAUGUGGUUCUGUCCUAGAUGGAUGUGGAGAAGAUAAUCAUCCAAUGAAUUUAUUCUUUAGAGACUAUUUUGGUCCUUUUCUCAUAAAACCCAAGUCCAAGAUUUUUGUAGUGCUGGUGUACAUUUUGUAUAUCAUAAGCAGCAUAUAUGGCUGUUUCCAUGUGCAAGAAGGGUUAGACCUUCGAAAUCUGGCAAGCGACGAUUCCUACAUCAUACCAUAUUUUAAUAUAGAGGAAGAUUAUUUUUCAGAUUAUGGUCCCAGAGUUAUGGUAAUUAUUACUGAAAGUAUUAACUACUGGGAUGAAGAUGUAAGGCAACAAUUAGAAGCAUGUAUGAUACAAUUUGAAGAAAAUGAAUUUGUAGAUAAUAGUCUUAGAGAGUUUUGGUUGAAUGCAUAUCUGCAAUAUUUGAAAAAUGCCAAAAAGAAUCCUAAUGAUAAGAAGACUUUUAUGGACAACAUUUCUGGUUUUAUAACAGCUUUUCCAUUUUUUAAAUAUGAUAUUAAUAUUUCAUCAUCAAAUGAGAUCACUUGUUCCCGGGGUUUCAUUCAGCUUAUGAGUGUUUCUUCCUCAAAGAAUAAAAAGUUAAUGGUGCUCCAACUACGAGACAUAGCAGCAAAGUGUGAAGUUCCGCUGAUCGUGUAUAACCAGGCCUUCAUAUAUUUUGAUCAGUUUGCUGCUAUAUUAGAGAACACUGUUCGAAAUGUCAUGGUUGCAUCAACAGCUAUGUUCAUUGUGUCCUUAUCACUAAUUCCUCAUCCAGUGUGUUCUGUGUGGGUAACUUUUGCUAUUGCUUCUGUGAUUGUAGGAGUAACAGGUUUCAUGGCAUUCUGGAAUGUCAAUCUUGAUUCCAUAUCCAUGAUUAAUCUUGUCAUUUGCAUAGGAUUUUCUUUUGAUUUUUCUGCACAUAUUUCCUAUGCAUUUGUUUCCAGUUCUAAGGACACAGUAAACAAAAGAUCAGUUGAGGCAUUGUACAUGCUAGGAUAUCCAGUGUUACAAAGUGCAAUUUCAACAAUAAUAGGUGUAUUUGCCUUAUCUGUAGCUAAAGCAUACAUUUUCAGGACAUUUUUUAAGAUUAUGUUUCUUGUUAUGCUCUUUGGGGCUAUUCAUGGUCUAGUUUUUAUUCCAAUAUUCUUAACCUUUUUUUGA